UUUCUGCCUUGAAUUUCUUUUAUCUCCGUUUUUUAGAUUUAAAUAAAUUUUUCAUGCUAUGUUUCGACAGUUAAAGCGCCUCUCUUCAUUCAUGGACGUUAUCCCUAACGCGUUUUUUCUUCUUUUUUUUUUGCGGACUCGUGUGUAAACACUUAGGAGUUAUGACAAAGCUUCUGGUUGAGUUUGUAUUCAGAAUGAGAACUUUUAGAAGUUUAAAAGUCGCAAGGCUAAAUAUGCGGUCGUCUAAGGCAGAGAUGGCGCUCCCACUAUUGGCUGGUUGUGGCUUCAAGUCGAGCAGUUGAGACUUACGCAGCCGAGCCAUUGGUGCGUAAUGGUGCACGACUGGACGGCAGAUGUUUCACCACCGGGACACUCUGUCUCUGCACACAUUAUCUGAACCCUUCUGAGUUUUUUUUUUUUCUUCUUAGCGUAGGCGUGUGUUAACUUGGUCUCCUUGCGAUUUAAAAGUUACCUAAGGAAGAAAGAGAGGAAGAAGAAGGGGGGGAAAAAAGUGGACAACCUCUUCAAACCGUCCCGGUUUUUUACCGGGGAGUUGUCGUCAUCAGUACCCCAGAUGUCCCCCCCUUUGCUCCCUGAAUGGAUAGGGCAGUCUUGGUCUAUGCAGCUCAUUGCAGGCCAAAAGAUUGGAAACAACUUGUGAGUAUCCGUCAGUUUGGCGUCUAGAGGGAAACGCUCAGAAAUGCCCGGCUGCUUCGCUGGAGCUCAACUCUGAGGACUUUUCUCCUGCAUUUGUGCUUUUCCAGGAGGGAGAACUCUGCUCUCAGUUUGCAGCAAGAAGGAAAACUUAGCGCUGAAGUGGCAGCUCUCACAUUAUUGUCCUCGCUAUGGAUUGUAUGUAUUUAUUGAUGUGCUUUUCACUCAGUCAAGUAUUUUUGGAGUGUAUUUUCGCAGCAAAAGCGCAUGAAAAAAUCUCUGGAAAGUUAAGUGAAUAUGGUCUUAUCGUGCCAUUCAGCACAGACUCCCAUGGCCGGUACAUUUCUCAUGUGGUCUCAGCUGGAAUUGGAAGUAAAGGUGCUGCUGCUCCUGUUGUUGAUGCUGUCUCAGGCUUUGGCAGCAGAAGAAGGGUGGCCCGCAGUGCCCCUGAGAUGCCCUCAGUCACCUCCGCGUCGGCUCAGCACUUAUUUUUCAAUGUUACUGUGUUUGGGAAAGAACUGCACCUCCGCCUGAGGGCCAACAGGAGGCUGGUGGCCCCAGGGGCUUUUGUGGAAUGGCAAGAGGACUUUAAGGAAAAGGCCAAGGAACGAAUCCAAGGAGACUGUGUUUUCAGUGGAGAUGUGACUGACAUGCCAGAUGCUUCUGUGGCUAUCAGCAAUUGUGAUGGACUGGCAGGCCUGAUCCGGACUGAUAAUGGGGAGUUUUUCAUUGAACCCCUUGAGAAAGGCCAACAGGAUGUGGAAGUGAAGGGGCGUGUCCAUGUGGUCUACCGCAGAUCAGCCAUAAAGCAGGAGACAGGCCAGCGAAGGGAAGACCUCCACAAUGAAGUGGCAGACAUUGGGAUUGCAGACCUCCCCAAAGCUCUGGAUCUUGUUGAACAUAAACUUUCUGAGUCUGAGCGCAAGAGGAGGCAUGCGAAGAAAGAUGACUUCAACAUCGAGGUGCUGCUGGCUGUUGAUGACUCGGUGGUCCGUUUCCACGGCAAGGAGCAUGUCCAAAAUUACGUUCUCACACUCAUGAACAUAGUUGAUGAAAUCUACCAUGAUGAAUCUUUGGGGACGAACAUCAACAUUGUCCUUGUCCGCAUGAUAAUGGUGGGGUACCGGCAGUCUAUAAGCCUGAUCGAGCGUGGCAACCCAUCUCGCAGCCUGGAGCAGGUGUGCCGAUGGGCCAACACGCAGCAGCGCCGCGACCCUGACCAUGCCGAGUACCACGAUCACGCCAUCUUCCUCACAAGGCAAGAUUUUGGUCCCGCAGGGUAUGCUCCAGUGACAGGGAUGUGCCACCCACUGAGGAGCUGCACUCUGAACCAUGAGGAUGGCUUCUCCUCUGCCUUUGUGGUUGCUCAUGAAACCGGCCAUGUGUUGGGUAUGGAGCAUGAUGGCCAAGGGAAUCGUUGUGCUGAUGAGACCAGCAUGGGUAGCAUCAUGGCACCACUUGUCCAAGCAGCUUUUCACCGCUAUCACUGGUCACGUUGCAGCAAGCAGGAGCUCAACAGAUACAUCCACUCCUAUGACUGCUUGCUCGAUGAUCCCUUUGAACAUAAGUGGCCCAAGCUUCCUGAGCUCCCUGGAAUAAAUUAUUCAAUGGAUGAACAGUGCCGCUUUGAUUUUGGUGUUGGUUAUAAAAUGUGCACUGCUUUUCGAACCUACGACCCCUGCAAGCAGCUGUGGUGCAGCCACCCUGACAACCAGUACUUUUGUAAAACUAAAAAAGGUCCUCCAGUGGAUGGAACAGAGUGUGCACCGGGAAAGUGGUGCUUCAAGGGUCAUUGCAUCUGGCGAACCAGCCAGGAGCCUCAGGGCCAUGAUGGAAGUUGGAGUUCCUGGUCAAAGUUUGGCUCUUGCUCCAGAACAUGUGGAGGUGGAAUUCGCUCCCGCAGCAGACAGUGCAACAAUCCUCCACCUGCCUACGAUGGUAGAGAUUGCCCCGGGUCUGCAUUUGACUACCAGAUGUGCAACACAGAGGAGUGUGCAGGCCCUUACGAGGACUUCCGUGCUCAGCAGUGCGUCCAGAGAAGCAACAAAUACCACAAAAACAUCAAGCACACCUGGCUGCCUUAUGAGCACCCAGAUGAGGCCCGUAAAUGUGAGCUGAGCUGUCAGUCAAAGGAAACGGGAGAGGUGGUAUCUAUGAACCAGGUGAUGCAUGAUGGGACAAGAUGCAGCUACUUAGACCCAUUCAGUGUUUGCGCUCGAGGAGAGUGCCUGCAUGUAGGCUGUGACAAGGAAGUUGGGUCUUACAAGCAAGAGGAUAAAUGUGGAGUUUGUGAAGGAGACAACUCUCACUGCCGCACUGUGAAGCUGACACUCACCAAGACCCCUAAAAAGAACGGAAUGCUGAAAAUGUUUGACAUCCCAAUAGGAGCCCGCCACAUAGUCAUUGAGGAGAACGAGACCUCCCCUCAUAUAAUUGCUGUGAAGAAUCAAGUAACUGGAAACUUCAUACUGAAUGAAAAAAGUGAAGACGCCAAAUCAAAGACCUUCAUUGAAAAUGGUUUACAGUGGGAGUAUUCCAUCGAGGGUGAGAGGGAGACAUUGAAAACAACUGGCCCUCUUCAUGAAGGGAUCAUAGUCCUGAUCAUUCCUCAGGAAGAAGAUGCAAAAGUUAGCUUAACGUAUAAGUACAUCAUACAUGAGGACCUGCUACCACUUAUUACCAACAAUAAUGUUCUUCUCGCCGAACUGGACACAUAUGAGUGGGCACUGAAAAGCUGGUCUCCGUGCUCCAAAUCCUGUGGGGGAGGCGUACAGUACACCAAAUAUGGAUGCAGGAGGAAGAGUGACAGCCGUUUGGUGCAUCGUAACUUUUGUGAAACCAGCAAAAAGCCCAAACCCAUCCGAAAACGCUGCAACACCCAAGACUGCAGCCAGUCCACGUGGGUGGUAGAAGAGUGGGGUCCUUGCAGUAAGACCUGUGGAAAACUCGGGUACCAAACCAGGGUGGUGCAGUGCAUGCAGGCGCUUCACAAUGGUACCAACAAAGUGGUCCACAGUAAACACUGCACUGAUGAACGUCCAGAGAUAAGGAGAGCCUGCAACCAUACUGUAUGUCCUGCCCAGUGGAGGACAGGGGCAUGGUCUCAGUGCUCAGUGACCUGUGGCGAAGGCAUUCAGCAGAGGCAGGUGGUAUGCAAGACCAGUGACAACACCAUUGGAGAAUGCGAGGGCGAGAAACCGGAAACAAUCCUCAUUUGCAAAUUGGGACCAUGUUCAGGACAUCCAGGGUCUUCUCUCAACGCACAAACAAUGGAAAACUCUACAAUAAAAGACGAAGCUGUCUAUCUAAGAGUUCCAGAAAACCCUGUACAAAAAAUCUCUUCAAAUGAGCCAUGUCUGGGGGAUAAAUCGAUUUUCUGCCAAAUGGAGGUCCUUUCCCGGUAUUGUUCCAUCCCUGGAUAUUAUAAGCUUUGCUGUGAGUCUUGUGACAAGAAAGAAAGCCUCACCACCCAUGUUUCUGACUUUCACAACACCCCAGUAGCCUUAGCUGAACCUGACAUCUCAGCUCUUUCUCAUCCUGCCUCUUCCAAGCCACCUCAUGUCACCACAACACAGACCCUGCCAAAAACCACUAAAGCCAUCACUCGACGGCGUCUUUUCACUACCCCGCUGCCAACUACAGCUGCCACUUCUCAAGCUUCACCACAGACAAAUGCUGCUCUGCCCCAGCAUCCUACCAGCGAAUCCUUUCUCACUGCUGGAAAGAGAGAUUCAGAUGCUGGGCCUGUUCUACCUCCGGGGCCACCACGGCCUACAGCAGACUCAAGUGGAGGUGCCUCUAAAGAGCACAGCCCAAACAGCACUUUAGGCCCAGCUGCUGCAAGAUCAAGAAGGGACACUUUAGGAUCAGAGAGGGACUCCAGUCACAGAAACUUGUCGGCUCAGAAAUGAACAGUGAACAAUGUUGUGAAUGUGCUGUUCGGUGAAAUGGUCUCAAACAUCAGCACACCCUUUGCAGUAUGUGAUUUACUCAAAGUUUUUCUUUUUUUUUAUUAUUAUUAUUAUUUUUCUGUCCAUGAUAGUGAACUUAGACCAGCCCAGUGGUGGUUACCUCAUCAAAACUUCAGAGCGAUCUGCGCGCACGGCGUCGCUCGGCCGUGUGUGCUUCAAAUAUGAAACGGAAGAAAAAACAAAGUUUAAACAAAGGUGCUGUAAACUAAAAUGACUUCAAAAUGUGAUGACUGCAUUGCUACAUUCAUGUUUUUAUCUGUGUACAGUUGUGCAAGCCUGUUUUUUUUCAAGUGCAUUAGAACUACUAUUAAACUCGUGAACAUAAGGAGGUCAUAGACUAUGGUUUUGGAGGUGCAGGUGCCAGCUAUGGGGUCUGGAGUGUGCCACCAGAAUAAUUAUAAACCUUAUACUGUAUUUAUAAUAUAGAUCUACAUUUUUUAAAGACAAAAAAAAAAAGUCCUUAUCCCUGUUUAGUGUCAUUGUCUCUGCCAGUUGCCAUUUUAUGACAGCUUAUGUAUUAACCUGAUGCAUUCUAUCAAAUACCAUGCUAAUUCCAUUUAUAUAUACAGUAUCCAUCCAUAUUCUUCCACUCUUCUAAGUUCAGGUUGCAGAAGAAGUAGUUUAAUCACAAACCUCCCUGGCCCCCUACUCGAGCUCAUUUGGAGUCCCAGAUGAUAACCCAUGCUGAUAGGGCUCCUUCUUCAACUUGACAGCUCCCUUUAUCCCCACUGUUGCCACGACAGGUGCCAACCAACUUGCAGCCACAGCUCUGUAAAGCCAUCUUGGCAAUGGAGAUGUUGAAAAGUCUGUUCGGACUAAAGUCCCCUGCCUCCUUUGAAUGUUGUCAAAGUUUGAGUGGGAAAGGAAGGUGUCAUAUAUUAGGGCCUCUACCAGAUGUUCUCAGCGCACCCUCACUAAACAUCUUGGCAUGCCAGGCCUGUGUAGCAUCCUGCCUCGGCACAGGAUCCAACUCACCACUAGGUGAUGAUCAGUUGACACCUCAGCUCCUCUUUUCACCUGAAUGCCCAAUACCUGCUGUUGCAGUUCCAACAAUGUAAUUACAAAAUCAAUCAUCUGCCUGUGAUCAAGAGUGUCCUGGUGCCACGUGCACUUUUAUGAACAGCCCUAUCCUGGAACAUGGUGUUUGACCAAUAGAACACCACUCAGGUUUAUAUCAGGCACGCCAUUAUUCCAAUCGCAACCCUCCAGGUCACACAAUCUUUGUUUAGGUAAUUUAGCCAUUGAUUUCUAGUAAAGAUUCUUUCCGUGCUAUGUUUCUCGCUUAUAAUAUCUGCGCAGAAACACAUCAAGAGGAUGAGUUAACAGCCAUGGCACAGAUAUUGCUUCACUGCGUUAUUGUUGUGACUAAGUUACUAGCUAAAGGCCUAGCCAAACGUUGCAGGGAAAUACAACUAAGCAUCUACUGAACCUUUUUUUUUACUUUAAGAAAAAUCAUUUUCUGUCUGUACAGACAGUAUGAGUGUCAAUUUAGCGUCAGUAAGCUUUAGUAAAGUAAGUAACAGCAGAGCAAUAGCUUGAUAAAUGUGCAUAUAUACAAUGUGCUAAUUAGCCAUGUGGUCAUGUUGCUUACCCUCGAUCUGUUAUGAGCUGCUAGAAGCUAAAUUCAGAGUCAUUACACCAAAUUAUUAUUUAAACAACUGCCAGAUUAUCAUAUGUUCUUACAUUUCUAGCUGUUUUUUCCUCCUAGCUUGAUGGUUUUUUAAACAAAUUGAAUAUGCUUAUUAAAUAUACAACUAAGAAAAUGGUAUAAUCAUAUUACCUUACUAACUGAUCACAAUCAAGCACUCGUGAAGUCUACAGUUAUCCUGGAGGUACCCUCCAAACCUCAUGCCAUCACUCCUGGCAGAAAGCUCAGUGGCUUCUCUAUCCCUGGUGCUCUUUUUUGGUGUCCGACAUACCGCUGAUUAUCCUCACUGAUAGGAAAAAAUCAUGACUGUUUGCAAGCCAACCCCACUGUAGCAUGCCCGCUGUCUGUUUCUGUGGAAGUCAGUUAAUUAAUGCUUUAAAAUGCUUUUCAGAAUAUAACGCAUUAUGAUAUUUUUUUUUUUUUUUGUAACUGAUGUUUUUCAGAUAAUAAUGUAUAUAGUGUAAAUUUCAAGUUAUGAAAAGUUGUGUUGCAACUCCAAAAUACAGGCCAUGCUGUCUACACACUGUGGUUGGGCGUACUGUUACACCAGUCCUGCAUUGCGGUUCAUAACGUCAUUAUUUUUAUUGUAUAAUUCUUGUAUAUACGUACCUAAAUGAAAGCUUUAAUGUUAAUAUUUAUUGAAUUUUUAAGUGGUAUGGUGAACAAAGUAAAACACAUUUGAAAGAU
Messenger RNA from Oreochromis niloticus (Nile tilapia), 6960 nucleotides. RefSeq names its product ADAM metallopeptidase with thrombospondin type 1 motif, 14 (gene adamts14). The record is from RefSeq and is a predicted model, not a curated record. The coding region runs from base 846 to 4565 and encodes 1239 amino acids. NCBI's taxonomy places the organism in Eukaryota, Metazoa, Chordata, Actinopteri, Cichliformes, Cichlidae. Gene Ontology annotation, biological process: extracellular matrix organization; proteolysis. Gene Ontology annotation, molecular function: metalloendopeptidase activity. Gene Ontology annotation, cellular component: extracellular matrix. The transcript has 22 exons.